AUGGCUCACCAUCAAACCAACAUUCUCUCUGGUUGCCGAGAACUCGAAUCCUUAGAUGUGAGAGAUUGCUGGGAUGUGAAACUUGAUGACAAGUUCUUAGAUGAGAAGUGCUCUAGGUUGAAGGUUCUGGGCGCUUCAGUCAUGGAUAAUUACUACCGGAAUUACUGUGAUGAUUUAUUUGAUUACUUGGAUUCUUCGUGUUACUCUGCCUGGAUGUUUAGUACUCAUCUGUAUGAAGGUGAGAGCUCUGAUGGGGUUUGGGACGAUGAGCAGAGGCUUGAGGAGUUGGAGCUGAGGUUCUAUGAAGGGUUUGAUGAGGAAGAUGAUGAUGAUUCUGGGAAGUUUGAGUAG
Macadamia integrifolia is the source of this 351-nucleotide messenger RNA. Its product is annotated as F-box protein FBW2-like. The transcript has a single exon. The record is from RefSeq and is a predicted model, not a curated record. Lineage: Eukaryota; Viridiplantae; Streptophyta; Magnoliopsida; Proteales; Proteaceae. Bases 1 to 351 code for a protein of 116 amino acids.